This is a messenger RNA of Hyaena hyaena (striped hyena), 2812 nucleotides long. RefSeq names its product ST3 beta-galactoside alpha-2,3-sialyltransferase 2 (gene ST3GAL2). Gene Ontology annotation, molecular function: beta-galactoside (CMP) alpha-2,3-sialyltransferase activity. The coding region runs from base 1219 to 2271 and encodes 350 amino acids. NCBI's taxonomy places the organism in Eukaryota, Metazoa, Chordata, Mammalia, Carnivora, Hyaenidae. The record is from RefSeq and is a predicted model, not a curated record. The transcript is spliced from 7 exons.
GGGCAGAGCCGGCAAGGGCGGGACUGGCCCGCUGCGGACAGACGAGGGAGCCGCGGAGCUAACGGGUCCGGACGCCGCCAGCGGCGGCGGCUUUCUGCACGGGCGGAGGCGGCGGCAGGAGCGGCGAGCAUGGCCCGCGCUGCGCCCGGCGCUGACUGAGGGUCAUGCUGUGGCAGCUUGGCAUCUGACGAGAGCAAGGGGGAACCUGCCAGAGGAUUACUGCUAGCACGAGCUAACAGCGGGACAGCAGGCCUCAGGGGAGUGGGGAUGGGCAGAACAGCCUGUGAGGCUGGGCCAGCGGUACCAAGGAGGCCUGGGCCCUGGCAGGGAGCUCGGCGCAAGCUCAGCUGACCCAGCCGGCAUUCACAGCAGAUCCCUGCUGAGCAGCAGCUGUCCCCAGGCUCUGGAGGACCUCACAGCAGGAGCAGGCGCUCUGUGAGCCCCCCUGCAACCACAGUUGGGGCUGUGACCAUCAAGAGAAGGGAGCAGCGCCUCGAAUGGGAAGCGGAAGGGCAGAACCUAGUGCAAGGAGGAUCUUGGUGUCUGCAGGAGAGUUUUCUGACACCCACAGAGCUUUCUGGGUUUCUUCUCUCAGGACUGGGGCAUCAUUCCCUCCUCCAGUGGAGGGUUUGGGCCAGGAGGGCCAACUGAGGUGGGGACAACUCUUGGAUGGAAUCCAGGCCACUUGAAGCUCAUGUGCUCUCUGCUGUGAUUGGGGUUCAAAGGCUUCCCCACUGCAGGGGACGAGGGGCCGCCUCCGUGUCUGCUCAUGAACCACAAGGACCCCGAAUGCCCCAGACUGGACCAUUUCGAGCCACCAAAGAGGGGGGCCCCCGGAGCUGGCAGCCAGCAACCCCAAGGGACUAGAGGGCUGGAAUGGACUGACCUCCCCCUCACCAGGUCGGCAGGAGAAUCAGAGCCUCUGUGGCCCAGCUAGUAACAGAGAGACCCGAUGAAGCCAUAAGCAGGGGCCCGAGUGGCCCAGGGACAGGGGAGCCACUCCUGCCUACAUUCUUUCUCCUUACAUUGAGGGAGGGUGUGGUGAGGGACCCCUGCCUCUAUACCCUCCUCAGCACGUGCCCCUAUGCCCUUUGCACAUGGUGCCGGAAAAGGCAGGCUACCCUGUGGCUGCCCCAUUAGUAAGCUGGGAAAGGAGUGGCCACGGUGACACCCCUCUGCCCACCAAGCCGGUGGUCUAGCCCCCCGGGGCGCCAAACCAUGAAGUGCUCCCUGCGGGUGUGGUUCCUCUCUGUGGCCUUCCUGCUGGUGUUCAUCAUGUCACUGCUCUUCACCUACUCCCACCACAGCAUGGCCACCUUGCCCUACCUGGACUCUGGGGCCCUGGGCGGGACCCACCGGGUAAAGCUGGUGCCUGGCUAUGCUGGCCUGCAGCGCCUCAGCAAGGAGGGGCUCCCCGGCAAGAGCUGUGCCUGCCGCCGCUGCAUGGGUGACGCCGGUGCCUCUGACUGGUUUGAUAGCCACUUCAACAGCAACAUUUCCCCUGUGUGGACACGAGAGAACAUGGAUCUGCCUCCAGAUGUCCAGAGGUGGUGGAUGAUGCUGCAGCCCCAGUUCAAGUCACACAACACCAACGAGGUACUGGAGAAGCUGUUCCAGAUAGUGCCAGGCGAGAACCCCUACCGCUUCCGGGACCCCCACCAGUGCCGGCGCUGUGCCGUGGUGGGGAACUCGGGCAACCUGCGGGGCUCUGGCUACGGUCCAGAUGUGGAUGGGCACAACUUCAUCAUGAGGAUGAAUCAGGCGCCAACUGUGGGCUUUGAGCAGGAUGUUGGCAGCCGAACUACUCACCAUUUCAUGUACCCCGAGAGUGCCAAGAACCUGCCCGCCAACGUCAGCUUUGUGUUGGUGCCCUUCAAAGCCCUGGACCUACUAUGGAUUGCCAGCGCUUUGUCCACGGGGCAGAUCCGAUUCACCUAUGCACCAGUGAAGUCCUUCCUUCGAGUGGACAAAGAAAAGGUUCAGAUCUACAACCCAGCCUUCUUCAAGUACAUCCACGACCGGUGGACAGAGCAUCACGGGCGGUACCCUUCCACAGGGAUGCUGGUGCUCUUCUUUGCCCUGCAUGUGUGUGAUGAGGUGAACGUGUACGGGUUCGGGGCCGACAGCCGGGGCAACUGGCACCACUACUGGGAGAAUAACCGGUACGCGGGCGAGUUCCGGAAGACGGGGGUGCACGACGCCGACUUCGAGGCCCACAUCAUCGACAUGCUGGCCAAGGCCAGCAAGAUCGAAGUCUACCGAGGCAACUGAGCCCGGCCUCGCCGCGUCUCUUCCGGGCCAGGAGCGAACCUCCGGCGCUGGCUCCUAGCCCGGACUCCAGGCCAGCCGACCGGCGGCAGCCUCAGCGUGGGCACCGCGCCCCAUUGGGCGUUUCCAGGCCCUGGGAAACGACUCCAGGCCGCUGUGUGGACCAAUCAUGCUGCAAGUCCAGCGAGCGCCGGCUGUCCCUCUCCAAUCAUGAGAUUGGGGACUAGCCUGGGCCUGGCACCAAUCAGCGCUGCAGUCGGAGCGGAGGCUUUUUCUCCCAACCAAUCAUGAGACUCAAGGAGAACUUCUGGCUCUGGGCCCGUCUCCUCCAAUCAAUGGCCUUCGGGGGCGGGCCGGCGGCCGCUGAAACCCCUCUCCCCUAUGCUUUGGGUAGGAUUUUAUUUCAUGCUUUUUAAGGAACAGAGGUUGGUUCAGGCCUCGGUGAAGUACUUUUCCUCAGUGUCUGCAGGAGCAGUAUUGGUCGCUCGUCGGCCUCACUCGGUCAGGGGCGCCAAGGAGGAGGUGGUGGGGAAGGUAUGGGGUA